Messenger RNA from Aptenodytes forsteri (emperor penguin), 4162 nucleotides. It is a transcript of the gene TIMP3, whose product is annotated as TIMP metallopeptidase inhibitor 3. Gene Ontology annotation, cellular component: extracellular matrix. The record is from RefSeq and is a predicted model, not a curated record. Gene Ontology annotation, biological process: negative regulation of membrane protein ectodomain proteolysis; negative regulation of endopeptidase activity. Bases 91 to 729 code for a protein of 212 amino acids. The transcript has 5 exons. NCBI's taxonomy places the organism in Eukaryota, Metazoa, Chordata, Aves, Sphenisciformes, Spheniscidae. Gene Ontology annotation, molecular function: protease binding; metalloendopeptidase inhibitor activity.
GGGCUGUUAGGAAGCGAGAAUAAAGUCAGGCGAACAAAACAGCGGCUGUCCUCCUGCUCCGCAGAAGUGAGGAGGCACCUCGGGGGCAACAUGACGGCGUGGCUGAGCUUCCUCGUCGUGUUCCUCUGCAGCUGGAGCCUGCGGGACUUGGUGGUGGAGGCUUGCACUUGCGUCCCCAUCCACCCGCAGGACGCUUUCUGCAACUCCGACAUCGUGAUCCGAGCUAAAGUUGUGGGGAAGAAGCUCAUGAAAGAUGGACCGUUUGGAACGAUGCGAUACACAGUCAAGCAGAUGAAGAUGUACAGGGGCUUCCAGAUAAUGCCACAUGUUCAGUACAUCUACACAGAAGCCUCUGAGAGUCUUUGUGGAGUCAAGCUGGAGGUCAACAAGUACCAAUAUCUGAUUACAGGCCGUGUGUAUGAAGGGAAGGUUUACACUGGCCUUUGCAAUUGGUAUGAGAAAUGGGACCGGCUGACUCUGUCCCAGCGUAAAGGACUGAAUCAUCGUUAUCAUCUGGGCUGUGGAUGCAAGAUUAGGCCCUGCUACUAUUUGCCCUGCUUUGCCACCUCCAAGAGUGAGUGUAUUUGGACAGACAUGCUCUCCAACUUCGGCCACUCAGGAUACCAAGCGAAGCACUAUGCCUGCAUCCAGAGGGCGGACGGUUACUGCAGCUGGUAUAGAGGAUGGGCGCCUCCAGAUAAAACGAUAAUCAAUGCCACAGAUCCCUGAGCACGCUAUCCCUUCCUUAUCUCCCCUCUCCCUUACUUGUGGCUGAUCUUCCUUUGGACACUAACUCUUACCAGAUCAUGAUGAUGACAAUGAAAUUAGUGCCUGUUUUCAUGCAAAUUUUAGCACUUCGAACACUUAAAAAAGAAAAGGAAAAAAAAAAAGGAAAGAAAAGAAAAAAAGUCUGUGCUACCUUACUGAGUUUGUAAUCACCUUUUCCAUUUUUUGAUACCACUCAUUUUGAUCAGAUGACAUUUGGGAGCUUACUUUUGCACACCAGAGGGAAAAAUGGGAGCGAAAAAAAAAGAAAAAAAAAAAAGAUGGAGCUCUUGCUCUCUUACACGUAUCAUUAGCUGUAGCAAUACAAUCUCUAUUUUUUUAGGAAAACAAAAAUCUAAAAACUGUACCAAUUAGGCACUGUAUUCUUCUAUGCGCUGGCUUCCCGUCACCCCUCCUCAUGCACUAAGUGCUGAAAAUACAUAGACAAAUCUAUCUGAAGGAAAACAGGUUUCAUUAAUCAGAUUGGCAAAUGAAGCAAACUGAAAAGAAACCCGGCCUAAACUCUGGAAAAAAUGACGUCUGAAAGAAAUCCUCCUCUAUGGGAGAGAUUGGUGAUGUGAUUGACUCCAGCAGUGGAAGAAUUCACCUGGUGUGUCUGACCACAUCAUCUGGUAAAAGCAUUGUUGACUGAUUGUCCUAGCUAAUUCAGUCGCAGUGUGAAUGCAACAGCACAUUUGAAGUUCUGGCUUUCCUCAGAACAAAACGGAGAGUAUUUUGUAUUUUUAGUGUUGUUUAAAAAACAAAAGCCCCAUCCCCUAUGUUCAGGGAGGUAAAUCCACCUACAGCAGAGCAGAUGAAGUGCUGUGCCAUCCUGUUUUGAGCAGCAUUGGCCCCUGAAAUUUUUGCAGCGUAGCUUCACCAGCAAAACCAGCUGGUGAACACCUUAAACCAAACAGAUGCAAAAAUACCAACUGUAAAUCAAUCACAUGGAAGAGGGAAAGGGGAGACUUGCUAGAGCUCUUACUAUAAAAAAAUCUAUUGCCAAAAUAGUGUUUUGCUGAACUAAGAUGUAUAUACACAUAAUGACAUAAGCUAUUUUUGACAGGAUGUGGAAUUUUUUUGGUGUUAUAAACAAAAGAAUGGUUUGAUUGUGUUUUAAAGACAGAAAUAUUGACAUUCCAAGUCAGUGAGUUGUUUUUAAGAUAUUGAAGCUCCAGUGUAUCUGCAGUAGUGGCUACAGUCAUUGUUUCCUCUGUACCUCCUUGCACCACGGCUCCUCCCCUGCAGCUACACUAGCUGCAUUUGUUUAUAUAGUGAAAGGAAGUGUGUGUGGGAGCUAGGCAAGGAAAAGUGGUCUCCUAAUAAGUGCUGGCUGGGAUCAUAAAAUUUCAGCUGCCCAGAGGAUUCCUUCUGUGUCAAGUGCUGUGUUUCCCUCUAGGCACUGUUAAGCAUAGCUCUGUGCAUGUGCUCAUACCAUAUCCCGCAGUGAUGUGGGAGGAGGAGCCUUACUGUCUUGUGCUUUGCUGUCGACUGGAGAAGUUUUUUCGUUCUAUUUUGUUUUUUAUUAAGAAAACUAUAAUAUAAUUUUUCUUAUCAAAUAAAAGUAUUUUAAGUUUUAAUGAUGGUGAAGAAGGGGUGCUGACAAAAUGGGUGACUGAGUUUUGGAUGGGGAGGGCUUGGGCAGGGAGAAGAUUAUGCUUAACUUCAUUUUUGUAUUAUUAUGAUUAUUUAUCUUAAGUUUCCAUAUAUCUUCAGUUCAUUCCACUUAGAAAGCAGAGCUGCCACCAGCAGGAAAAAGUGUUGCAGUGAUUCCAGCCCAGGGCGAUACAGCAUUUUGCAGUCAGUGACCUCAACUACUGGAGAGUUGUUUGGGGCCUCUUUGCCAAAUGGAAACGAAAGGGUGUCUGAUGUGGGCCCUGAUGCGUUUUUACGUUCCUUGCGUGCUACCAGAGCUCUGCCAGAUGUACAUCCCCCAAAAUGCCCCAUUUACUAGGUGAAUUGUUGCCGCAAAAAGUGCGUAGCUUCAUUUUUAACAUGAGCUUUAAAGGGGAUUUUCAAAGAGUUGAUGUGAGAGGUGCCUAGGUCUGCUGUGUAUUUUUUUUUCAGCUGCUCUGAGUGGCAAUGCAGCACAAAAUACACUGAAAGUCUCUUGGAUUUUCCUGUGAUUCAGGCUUGGAACACUUUUCAGAAGUCCUCUUCCCUGUGACUACUCCUAAAUUAUGGGUUGGAGAUGAGAGGGAGAGUAGGGUGCUUCACAGCACCCAUCACAGGAUCAGGUGGUGGGUCAGAAUGUUGCCCCUUUUGGCAGAGUAUGGGGUUGGGCUUUGGGCACAGUGGAGCAAUCUCUGUUCGAGCUGUGCACGGCUGACAAAAUCGCUGAAGGUCACUGAGGGCAGAGUGGAGUCGGCCUCGGCACCCUCACUGUUUGCAUUGUGUGGAGUCGGCAUCGCUGGAGAUGGCCCUCCUCAUGCUCAAGGCGACUUCGGAAAGCUGAUGUCACUUUGAGCUGCAGCCACUUUUCACGGUUUUGGAAGGCUAAAUGAAAAUGCCCCUCGAUGCAGUGAAGUGUUGAUUUGAAUUUUCAUUAAACUGCAGCUCUGCAUAUUUUACCUGUCACUGAUUCAUUUAGCUAGCUGAGACAUCACAGUAUUGCACUCAAAUUAUUGUGAAAAUAUUUGCAUUCUAAUGCUAUGAGGACUUGUGUCCCUACAUAGGAUAUAAUGUAGCUAUGUGCUUUGUAAACAACAAAACAGCAGAUGCAUUACCAGAAAAUGAAGCAUAUUCCCAUUUUACAUUGCAGACGGUAAAAUAUUUCUGAGAUGCAGACAGCUAGACCGGUGGGGGUGGGGGUUUGGUAGCAAAUCUUUCCCCUUGCUGUGUAAAGAAACAGUUGUUAAGGCUUUUAAAAAUGUGGAGCCAAAAGGAGGGGGAAGAAUCCAGUAAAAAUACAUUUCUUUUGGGAGGCUUCUUAAUUUUGUUUCUGUGCAUACUAUCAGGGACAUGUAUUUCUUGGGCUACGCUUUAGCUUGUGCUUGCAUCAAGAACCUGACUGAAGGCUCCCUUGAAGUGGGAGGGAGCCAUUAAAUGGAUUGAACAGGCUCUAAAUCAGACUCAAAGACUUCUUCCCUUCUAUCUGCUCUCCUUUCUUCUGUCUUGCUAAGUCACUUCUUCCUGCCAAUAGACAAAACUCUCCCUCAUUACAGCAGGCCAUGCAAUAUGUGGCAACACCAGGCAUGGAGAUGUGAGGAGGCAGGUGUGAAGUUCUCCCCAAAAUGUUAGGCUAUGGAGCAUACAAUGGCAUGCAGCAGCACAAAUACCUUCCUGUCACCUCUGACAUGCUCCUCACUUCACCCCAUAACCUAAGGUCAGAAGAACUGUCAAUGGCACAGCUCAUGUGAGCACGACCUUUGGACAUGUACAGGAUCAGGCCUCCCCC